Hippocampus comes (tiger tail seahorse) is the source of this 1215-nucleotide messenger RNA. RefSeq names its product FGFR1 oncogene partner 2 (gene fgfr1op2). Lineage: Eukaryota; Metazoa; Chordata; Actinopteri; Syngnathiformes; Syngnathidae. Bases 288 to 941 code for a protein of 217 amino acids. The transcript is spliced from 6 exons. Gene Ontology annotation, biological process: response to wounding. The record is from RefSeq and is a predicted model, not a curated record.
CGUGAGAUUCUACGAGAUCUGCGUGCCAUCAAAACCCGAAGACUCGACGAUAGCAUCUGACAGUAUUUUCGUUUAUAAUCCCUGUUAAUCAUUUCACGGACCCGUUUUACAAGAACGAACAAAGUCUGUAAACCGUGCCACCGUGACGCGAUUUUGUUUUGAACGUGACCACUUGUAAUAAAACCUGGAGCCACCUUUUGUGACCCAUUUAUUGUGGACCGGGCUGUGGCUAUAGCUAAUGCUAGCUCUCAAACAUCAACAGGAAGUAGCGGCCGAGCUAAAAGCUAAUGUCUUGCACUUUGAGCUCUCCAGACAUGAAUUGUACUUUGGAGAAAGUCCUGGCCGACGCCAAAUCAUUGGUGGAACGGCUCCGUAACCACGACAACGCCGCAGAGCUGUUAAUCGAGCAGACGACAUUCCUCAACAAGCGGGUGGAUGCCAUGAAGCAGUACCAAGUGGAGAUUGACACCCUAAACCAGGUGGCACGUCAUCGGCCUCGAUCCAGUCUGAUCCUGGGCAUCCAACAGGAAAAUCGUCAAAUCAGAGCUCUCCAACUGGAAAACAAAGAGUUGCGGACAUCAUUGGAGGAACACCAGUCUGCGCUGGGACUCAUCAUGAACAAAUAUAAGGAGCAGAGGUUCAGGCUGCUCAUGGCAAGGAAGAGGGACGAUCCCACUAUUAUGACACAACUGAAGGAGCAGCACACAACGGAACUCCAAGCACAUGCCGACAAGAUCAACGAGAUGGCGUCCGUGAUGAGGAAAGCCAUCGAGGUGGACGAGGGGCGGCUAUGUCAAGAUGAAGAGAGGGUUAAACGGCUCGAGCUGGAGAACAAAGGACUGAGAGAACUGCUCGGAAUCAGUCGCGAAGCAUUCCUGAUCCUGAAGAGAGAGGACGCGUCAGACAGCACGUCGCUCUCACCGCCACUGACCAACACAUAGUCGGCUCACAAAAGACCUGGAAGUGAAAACGGGACUGACCAUCCACGCUUCCACGACAAUGUGUUUGGGACGCACCAGUUUUCCUCCCAUGGAUCCACUCCACCCUGACUGCCAAAUGCCAGUGCAUCUACUGUAUCAAUCUCCUCCAGAGCUGCAUUUGAACAAUCACCUUCUCAUUACUUUGGUACUUCUUUUAGGUUUGCCGGUGUGGCGAGCAAAGCCUGUGCCACUUGCAAUAACUUGAAAGUAUGAGUGAGAUUUAAAAAAAAAAAAA